AUGGUUAGGCAAGUUGCAAAGUUUGAUCAAGAAUCCUUGCCCGUGGUUUUUUCCCUAAUUUGUUUAGGGGUUUUCCACGUAAAAUCUGUGCCUCAUUUAUUUUUCUUUCUCAAAUUAUUGUUGCAAUCUGAUCUAUCCCACUUCCGCGGGCGCAACAAAGAGAACAAUGAAGGGGUGAUAGAGGAUGAAAAAGGAGCAAUUCUUGCUAGGAGUAGAGAAAAGAGGCCAACUUUCAGAAGCUAUGUGGGGAAAAUGUUCAAUGAAACUUAUUCUGCCAAGGGGAAAAAACCUUGCGAUUUGCAUUCUUCUUCGACAUCAGGUCAUCAAUGGGAGAAGUACAGAGAAGAGAUUGAACUUUAUUUCACUCAGUUAUCAUCAAAUGCUGCAGAGGUAUCAGGUUCUGAAGCUGCAGAUGAACUCUUUCAGAAGCUUGCUAAGAAGCCAGAUAUGGCUGAUAAUAUGACAAGAGAAGAAAAGAUAGCCAGGAUCCAUGAGAUUCAAGAAGUGAUUCAACAAAUCAGAAAAGAAGUUAAAGCCAAUCCUGCAAGGCUUGCAAGGGCUAAAUGGGCUAUGAGUUUUUGUAUCAGCCGGACAAGAGAAGAAAAGAGAGCCAAGAUCCAGGAGAUUCAAGAAGUGAUUCAACAAAUCAGAAAAGAAGCUAAAGCCAAUUCUGCAAGGCUUGCAAAGGCUGAAUGGGCUAUCAGUUUGUGUAGCAGCCGGGCUGUGGAACUUGGAGGCUGCAUAAAUGAAGAGAUAGCUAAAAGGGCUGAGCUUGAGAAAGAGUUUUGCUCGACGAAAGAAGAGUUGAAUAGACUUCAGACUGAAACCGAGGAGAAAAAGGCUAUGCUUAGCUCAAUUCUCCUACUCCGAGACCAGCUCUCGAGAAAGCUCCAUCUGUUGUCUCAGGCAAUAUCUCAAGCGGAGCUUCAGAUGGAGGAGGAGACGAGAGCACAGGCUGCAAUGGUUCAGGAAGCCGACAAGGUGAGAAGGCAACGAGAUGUCUUUCUGCGUAGAAUUGAGUUCUGUAACGGAAAUGAUGCAAUGGGGUCGGGGGAGCAAAGCUUUGAUUACAGACAGUUCACUGCUGCAGAGAUCAGAGCUGCCACCGAUGACCUCUCAGAACGGCUGAGGAUAAAAUCAGGCGGCGACUGGACAAAUGUGUAUAAAGGGUGCCUAAAUUCAACUCUAGUUGCAGUCAAGAUGUAUAGUAAUUCAGGGAUUGGAGAUUCUGAAGAGGCCUUCCAGUCUAAGGUCAAGCUCCUUGGCAGCAUAAGGCAUCCUAAUAUACUCAGCAUGUUAGGGUUCUGUUCUGAGCUAAAGUGCAUAGUGUUUGAGUACAUGCCAAAUGGCUGCUUAAGAGACAUUCUCUUCUCAACUUACAUAACCUCCAAGAGAAGGGACAGAUCUCUGAAUUGGCUUACGCGUAUACAUAUUGCAGCCGAGGUUUCAACAGGCCUGUCGUUCCUCCACGAGGCCAAACCAAGAUCCAUGGUUCAUGGCAGGCUUAACCCCUCAAGAAUAUUGCUGGACCGAAACAAUGUGGCGAAAUUCGGUGGUUUCAUGCCCUCUAUGUGCUAUGAUGCCUCAGAGAUAAGUUCAGAUAUUAGGGCAUUUGGGAACCUGAUAUUGCAGCUUUUGAGUGGGAGGAAUUGGGGAGGGCUAGUUGAAGAGGCAAUAAUGAUGGAUCAGACUGCACUCAUUAAUGUGUUAGAUCAGAAGGCUGGAAAUUGGCCUCUGGAUUUAGCAGUGGAGCUUGGUGGCAUUGCAGUAAAAUGUUUGGGCAAUCAUGAGAAUGAAGGCCAAGAUGUGAGCAUGGCAAUGGUGGCAAGAGACAUGGACAAGGUGAAGAAGAAAGGUGAUGAGGUAGUAAGAAGUGCAGAAUUUGCAGUGGCAAAUGAAGGUGAUUCAGAUGUGGAAGAAGAUGCAGAGAUUCCCAGUGCUUUUCUAUGCCCUAUUUUCCAGGACAUAAUGCAGGACCCUCACAUUGCUGCUGAUGGAUUCUCUUAUGAGGUAGAAGCCAUAGGGGAGUGGUUGAGGAGCGGCCACGACACGUCGCCCAUGACAAAUCUGAAGCUCAAACACAGCCUUCUAACACCAAAUCAUGUCUUGCGUUCACUAAUUCACGACUGGCAAAAGAAAAGAUCAGAUCUUCCAUCAACGGCAGUACAGUGAAACUAUUUAAUUUGAAGCUAAUAAGUAUAUUAUUAUUGUUUUCAAAAAAAAAAGUAUAUUAUUAUUGUACUGUAAAUUAAAGAAUCUGCUUAAUUGUUUUCAGUAGUGCAUAUAUAGAACCCAUUGUGCAGUUUAAAUCCUAGGAUUGAAACACCAGGUUUCCAGUUAUAUGUAGCCAAAUGCUUAGACGCAUAUCAUCAUGAAAAUGUUUUACUGGAAUUUAAUUAGCCAGGCUAGUCCAGUUAAAAUAUAAAUCUAACUGAAGAGAUUAAUUAAAAACAUAUUUUUUCUUCAA
This is a messenger RNA of Ipomoea triloba (trilobed morning glory), 2467 nucleotides long. Its product is annotated as putative U-box domain-containing protein 50. Gene Ontology annotation, biological process: protein phosphorylation; protein ubiquitination. The transcript has 7 exons. The record is from RefSeq and is a predicted model, not a curated record. NCBI's taxonomy places the organism in Eukaryota, Viridiplantae, Streptophyta, Magnoliopsida, Solanales, Convolvulaceae. Bases 1 to 2172 code for a protein of 723 amino acids. Gene Ontology annotation, molecular function: ubiquitin-protein transferase activity; protein kinase activity; ATP binding.